AUGGAGAACCGGGGAUGGGAGAGCCGGGAACCGAGAGGGGAGAACCGAGAGCCGGGAUGGAGAACCGGGGAUGGAGAGCCGGGAACCGAGAACCGGGAGCGCCGGGGCCGGAGGGAAGCGGGGAAGAAGGACCGGGAGGGGAGCGGAGGAGCGGGGAUGGGCAGCGCCGGCACCGGGGAUGCUGCGCGCUCCUACCGGGGAUGCUCGGCCGGUGCCGCCGGUGCCGCCGGUGUCGCCGAGCGCCGGUGUCGCCGAGCCCCGGUCCCCCGCGGCCACCGGCGCUGCCUCCGCCGCCCGGGGCUCGCCGCAACUUUCCCCGAGCCGGCACCGGAGCCGGGGGACCCCAGGAGCGCUCCCUUCGCGCUGCUGCCCGCCCUGGCCGAGGAGCGCGACAGCGCCGAGGAGGAGGAGGAGGAGGAGGAGGAGGACGGCGAGAAGCCCAAGAGGAGGGGCCCGAAGAAGAAGAAGAUGACCAAGGCCAGGCUGGAGCGGUUCCGGGCGCGGCGGGUCAAGGCCAACGCCCGGGAGCGCACGCGGAUGCACGGCCUGAACGACGCCCUGGACAACCUGCGCAGGGUCAUGCCCUGCUACUCCAAGACGCAGAAGCUCUCCAAGAUCGAGACGCUGCGGCUGGCCAGGAACUACAUCUGGGCCCUGUCCGAGGUGCUGGAGAGCGGGCAGACGCCCGAGGGGAAGAGCUUCGUGGAGAUGCUGUGCAAGGGGCUCUCGCAGCCCACCAGCAACCUGGUGGCCGGCUGCCUGCAGCUGGGCCCGCAGCCGCUCUUCCUGGAGAAGCACGAGGAGAAGCCCUGCGAGCCGGCCCUGGCCGGCCACUCCUUCGGCUACCAGGGGCUGCCCAGCCCCCCCUACGGCUCCAUGGAGUCCCACCUGCUGCACCUGAAGCCGCCGGCCUUCAAGGGCCUGGUGGAGGCUUCCUUCGGGAGCCACCCCUCGGACUGCUCCACGCCCCCCUACGAGGGGCCCCUGACGCCGCCCCUGAGCAUCAGCGGGAACUUCUCCCUGAAGCAGGACGGCUCCCCCGAGCUGGAGAAGCCCUUCCCCUUCGUGGCCCACUACCCCUCGGUCAGCCUGGCCCACGGGCACGGCUCGCACUUCCAGGGCUCCGUGCCCCGCUACGAGAUCCCGCUGGACGUCGCCUUCGAGUCCUUCCCGCCCCACGCGGCCGGGCCCCAGCUCGGCGCCAUCUUCAACGAGUAG
Molecule: messenger RNA, 1218 nt
Organism: Serinus canaria (Common canary)
Lineage: Eukaryota; Metazoa; Chordata; Aves; Passeriformes; Fringillidae
Gene: NEUROD4
Product: neuronal differentiation 4
Exons: 2
Coding region: 1-1218 (405 amino acids)
Molecular function (GO): protein dimerization activity
Source: RefSeq, a predicted model, not a curated record